CUACUUUAAAAACGGUUUGAAUUCGCUAUAAAGAUUCUCUGUCAACGACAACCCACAAUUUGAGACACAAGCAGGUUAUUUGUCAACUUAAAUCGGUGUUCAUAUCGACGUCCCUUCAAAAUGGCGGGCUUUUUAAGUGUGACCUGUAGUAUACAUCCUCCUCGUGGAUCAAGAGUGAACCGUCUCUCAGGAAUAUGUCGUUGGCAGGCAAGAGUCGAUGGGGAUGAGUUUGGAAAGUAUAAAAUGCAACGAUCAAUUCCAUUGCUGUUUCAAAACAACUGGGGCGAAGAAAGACACGUCGAAUACCAUGGAAAACCCAACCGAAAGCAACCAAGUCACUAUGAUUGCGGCCCAAGCUGCAGCUCGAGCCCAUCUCAAGGCGAUAGAACAUGACAGACAUUCAAGGGAAGAAAGUCUCAAGCGCUCUCAGCUUAUGCUGGCAAAUGGGAGUGAAAAUAACGAUGGAGAAUUGAUUGAAGAGCAACCUACAGUAGUAGUGCCCAAGCAUUUAUUAGGUGUACCUCUAAGGGAUCGUGACUGUGGUGAGCAGGAAGCCCCGACAUUUCUGGUAAUAGCUAAAAAAUUUGGCAAAGACUGUGUUUACCGGUUUCACGCAUCCAAGUCCCUGUACAUAUUCAGCCCUAGGAAUCGACUUAGAAGAUUUGUAAUUUUUCUAAUAACACAUCAAUAUUUUGAACUUAUUAUUCUACUAACAAUUUUAACAAAUUGUGUUUUUCUUGCAAUAAAUGAUCCUCCCGAGGAACCAGAAUUCGUCUUCGCGGCAAUCUACACAGCCGAGAUGCUCCUUAAAAUUGUCGGCAGAGGGUUUGCCCUGCAUCAGUACGCCUAUCUUAGGAAUGCCUGGAAUUGGCUGGACUUUUCGGUAGUAGUAUUAGGUUAUAUAACAAUGUUACCUGGCGUAGCAAAUCUAUCAGGAAUACGAACGUUUAGGGUUUUACGAGCGUUACGUACAAUAUCAGCCGUUAAAGGGCUGAAAGCAAUGGUGAACACACUGCUCAAGUCCAUCAUGAUGUUAUCAGAUGUGCUCAUUUUAACCACCUUCUUCCUCUGUGUCUUUGCUUUAAUCGGCUUACAAUUCUUCGCGGGGAUUAUGACGAAUAAAUGUGUUAAGAAUGGCUGGCCAGCGCCACCAGAUCUUUAUAGUCAAUAUAUCACUAACAAAACAAAUCAUUACAUCUUCAAGGGAGAUAAUUUAGCAGUAAUAUGUGGCAACUCGUCUGAUGCCUUGAACUGCCCCGUAAACUAUACGUGUUUACCCGACACGGGUCCAAAUCCUAUAUCUAAAUUUAUUAGCUACGAACACUUUGGAUGGGCGCUACUAACAUCUGUUCAGCUUGUCACAAUGGACUUCUGGGAGAGUAUCUAUAAUAGUGUUAUAGCUGCUAAAGGACCCUUGUACAUCUUUUAUUUCUUAUUUGUAAUAUUUCUUGGUCCGUUUUAUUUGAUCAAUUUGGUUCUGGCCGUUGUAUCGCUUUCCUACGAACAAGAAACAGCAGCCAUGCAAGACGAGGAACUAAAAGCCACGGCGUUUGCCAAGCUAAAACGAUCAGCAUCUUCUUACGCCUUCGAUGGGAAAUCUGAAAUUGAACCCAUGUACGAAGAAGACAUUUUACCCUCCCUCCCACCGGAGGAAACUGUCAGUGAACAUUUUACAGUGGAAAGCAGUAGCCACAAUGUUAUUGAUGAGGAUCCAGAGAAUCCUACCGAGCCGAGCAUAUGGCAGAAAAUUCGAAAAGUUGUGAAAGCACUAGUGUGUAAUUCUAUAUUUGAGACUUUCAUUACUCUGUGUAUCCUAUUUAAUACAUUAGCGAUGGCCCUAGAACAUCAUGAAAUGGACGAAUCCUUUGCAAAAGUCCUUGAAGUGUUCAAUUAUAUCUUCACUACAGUGUUCUUCCUCGAAAUGGCGCUUAAGCUCAUAGCAUUUGGUUUGAAAGAAUAUUGCAAAAACAGAUGGAAUCUUUUCGAUGGAACCAUUGUGAUUCUAAGCUUGGUGGACAUGUUGCUCACUCACACUGGUGCUAUUUCUGGUGCUGGGCUUAGUGUCUUGCGAACUUUUAGAUUGCUUCGUGUUUUAAAACUGGCCCAGUCGUGGAAAACAAUGGGUGCCUUGCUAAAUACUAUAGGCAAGAGUGUGGGUGCWGUUGGUAACAUCAUUGUUAUUUUGGGUAUCAUCGUAUACAUGUUUGCUGUCGUAGGAAUGCAAAUGUUCCGGACGAGCUACACUCCAGAUAAAUUCGACGGCGAUCGAAGGAGAUGGAAUUUCGAAGACUUCGGGCAUUCGUUUAUGAUGAUAUUUAGAAUUUUGUGCGGGAAGUGGAUUGAACCACUGUGGGAUACAAUGAGCGCCACCGACGCAUCCGCCGUGCUAUUUGUUCUUCCUGCUUUCGUUAUUGGUAACUUCGUUAUUUUGAAUCUAUUUCUUGCUUUGCUUCUCAAUUCGUUCGGUGGUGACUUGGGAAGUGACGAAGAAACCGAAGAAGAUAAGCAAAAGAAAGAAGAGGAAGAAGCACAGAGAGAAAGGAAGAAGAAAGAGAAGAGAUUUGCUAAGUUAAGUCGCCUCUUGGGGAGGAAAUCUGUGUCUGGUAGUAGAAGUAAGGUUGGACCAGAUGAGGAAGAGGAGAAUGAGAAUAGCGAGAUGUUACGCGCUGAAGAUGGAGACGAAAAUGACAACAAAAAAGAAAGAGCAAACAACCUGCACAAGACCAAGAGCAAUGAUAGUAUCAAUAACGAAAAUGGAAUUGAAAUGAAGGUUAUCAGCAAGGCUUCACUAGAGGAAGAAAACCAACCAAUCAAUAAAUCCAAAUCCAUGGAGAACGAAAACUGUAAAUCCCUGACGACAAUCAUCGACGUUGAUAGAGCAGCUCAGAGAAUACGAGAACAACCAGACCCGAGCACCAAAACAACCGACGAACAAAAUGAGUCCAAUGAACAGAACCUUAGCAAUGGCGACCUCGUGGCUAAUGGUUCCGCCCCUAUCGUGCCUAACGGUAAAUCACGCUUAUCGGCUGGCUCCGAUCGGUCACGCAAGGAUGUAAGCCUGGGUGACAUUGACUCACGCAUUCCAUCAGGUAGUCCCAAUCACGAUCCCAAGCGUGACACCAUCGUGACAGUUGAUACAGAAAUAGUGGAAGGAGAGAGCAGAGUCCGUGACUGUUGUCCAUCGUUCUGUUACUGCGAGAGUGUUUGUUGUGUUAGCUACAAAGAGUCAUUCAUUCGACGGGGAUGGCAUGGCCUGCGUCAACACGUUCUCAACUUCGUAGAGCACAAGUAUUUUGAGCUGUUUAUUUUAGUCAUGAUUGGAGUCAGCAGUUUGACCUUGGCCUUCGAAGAUAUUCAUAUCGACAAGAAACCUAUCCUUAAAGGGAUCCUCGACUUCCUAAACUACACUUUUGCCGUCACGUUUUGCGUGGAAAUGUUGUUAAAGCUGCUGGCUUUUGGUAUUGUCGGUUACUUCACCAACCUGUGGAACUGUCUGGAUUCCUUCAUUGUGGCGAUAUCUUUAGCAAGCAUUAGUGGGAACGAAAACUUGAACGCGUUUCGAUCUCUUCGUGCCUUACGGCCACUGAGAGCCAUCUCACGAUUUGAAGGAAUGAAGAUCGUCGUCAAUUCCCUAGUCCAUGCCGUCCCAGCCAUUUCGAACGUCUUACUCGUCUGUAUGAUCUUCUGGCUCAUCUUUGCUAUCAUUGGCUUUCAACUGUUUGGUGGAAAGUUUUUCAAGUGUUACGACAAAGACAACAAUCGAUAUGAAACGUCGGUCGUAAAAACCAAGGAGGACUGCCUGAACCGAACGGCCGAGGGAGCACGGUGGGUAAAUUCCAAAGUGAAUUUUGACAGCUCGUUUAAUGGCUUCCUGGCUCUCUUCCAAGUGGCGACUCUUGAGGGCGUAUUCGAAAUUAUUCACGAUUCUGUGGAUUCUGUAGCGGUUAAUGCUCAGCCGGAGAGAGAAGCAAGCUUUGCGGCAUAUUUCUACUUUGUCAUCUUCAUCAUUAUGGGAGCUUUUUUCUUUCUUAACCUCUUCAUUGGUGUCAUCAUCGACAACUUCAACCGACUGAAACAAGAGUACGAAGACAGCGGCUCACUGGGAUUUCUUCUAACACCAAGCCAACGUAGUUGGGUCAACACGAUCAAGAAGACGUACAACCGCAGGCCAAAGAAACAGCCAAAAAGACCUACUUCGAAGUGGCGUGGUUGGAUCUUCGACCUGAUUCACCAGAAGAAGUUCGAAGUGUUUAUCAUGUCUGUCAUCAUGCUCAAUAUGAUUUCCAUGAUGAUGCAGCAUCAUAACCAGAGCCAGGGCUUCACCAAUGCUUUAAGAUAUUCCAACUAUGUGUUUACUGGGAUUUUCAUCGUGGAAGCCAUCAUCCGACUGACAGCUCUGAAGUUCGACUACUUCAAGCAGGCGUGGAACUUAUUCGAUUUUGUCAUCGUCAUCUUCUCGAUAGUGGGCAUCAUCCUCGAUGACGUUCUUAUGAUAAAAAUGGACUUUUCACCGGGUCUUCUCCGUGUUGUACGUGUGUUCCGUAUAGGUAGAUUACUACGAUUCUUCGAAGGCGCCAAGGGAGUGCGACGUCUAUUAUUCGCUUUGGUCAAAUCACUACCGGGCUUGGUGAAUAUCGCCACGUUAUUAUUUCUUAUCAUCUUUAUCUAUGCUAUCAUUGGCAUGUCUUCAUUUGCCUACGUGAAAAAGACCAACGGGAUAACAGAUGUUGUCAAUUUUGAAACUUUUGGGAACUCUAUGUUGUUACUAUUUCGUAUUGGCACUGCUGCGGGUUGGAAUACCAUCUUAGAUCCGAUGAUGGUCACCUAUCCGGACUGUGACCCCAACAAGGACCCGCCCGGUUCAAAUAUGGGAGGCAACUGCGGGAACCCUGUGUUGGCAGUCAUCUAUUUCGUCAGCUACAUUUUACUUAUCUUUCUUAUUAUCGUGAACAUGUAUAUAGCUGUUAUCUUGGAGAACUUUAACGAGGCACAGUCGCAAGAGGAGAUUGGAAUAACAGAUGAUGAUCUUGAGACGUUUAUCUGCGUGUGGGAGAAAUAUGAUCCCAAAGCUACGCAUUUCAUCUAUUACUAUCAACUUAGUGACUUCCUAGACGAGUUGGAUGAGCCAAUGCGAAUUCCAAAGCCAAAUAGAGACAAAUUAGGCUCGCUGAACGUUCCACUUAAAGCUAAUAAUAGAAUAUAUUGCAUUGAUCUAAUGCAAUCGUUAAUAAGAAGAGUUAUAGGAGAUAUGGAAGGAAUCGAGAUGGAGGAAAUGGAUGAGAUGAUGAAUAGGUUACGAGACAAGUUCACUUCAAAAUCCAAUAAGAACGAGGAAACUGUUCGUUUCAUAAAUGAUUAUUAUGAUCACGAGAAUCAAAUGGCAAUAAUCAUUCAAAAAGCGUACAGGAUUCAUUUGUUAAAGAGAAAAAUAAGGGAACAUUGCCACACCAAGUUCCACAAGUAUGAUCGUUUGGUUGACAAGGACGGCAAGGAUGCGAAACACAGUUCAUGGAAGGAAAAACAACUACACCAUAGACCGGAGGGCACUGCGAGUAUGGAAACUGUUAUAGGAAUGCUAUGGUAUAAUCAGGGAAAGCGACACGACUCUGCUAGAAUCGAAACUACGUCGGAAGCCAAGGGCAAAAGCGGCGAAAUCCCUGUGCCAGAUAAAGACGAGGAGACGCAGACGGAAGAUCCAGACACCGAAAUCAAACCAAAACAAGGAUCUGACUCAAAACGAAAUUCCAACAUUUCCAACUGUUGAGCCCGCUAUCAAUAACUCUCUUAUCAGCGUAUUUCUGCACUUUACGCAAGUGCAGGAUAUCGUGCCUGGCGUUCUACCAGUAAACAGUGUGAAUGACAUGGACAUUUUCUCAGGGACAAACGAACGAACGAAUUAAAAGUUGGGCCAGCAUUCUGGGCCAUUGACGAGAAUUUGUCGGCUUCCGGUAACUCUUAUGAUGAAGAAACGUUACGUCAUAUUAUUGCGUCGAUAAACAACAGAGAAUUAAGAAAUCACAUUUACAGCUUAUUGUCUGCAUUUGCUUCCUCCUCUUCAAGCUCUUCAAGUCUCAGAUAAAAUUUUAAAUGAAAUUUAUUGACUUUUACAUAGUACUCGGUGGAUGGUACGUUUGAAAUGAACGAUGCACAAAUGCAGAGAAUGCGCCCGCACAUAAACCUUCAAUGUUAAAGUGUGUAAAUACUGAAAAUUUAGUCCCGUAGUUGGAUGCGUUUGUGGAUAUUACCGGAGUGCUUACUUAUUUCGUUUCUCCUCAAUUAUUACUUAACUAUGCGUUGGACUUCAACUAACUUGGUCAGUCUUGUCGACAUAAAAGGGCUGAUUUCUGAGGUGUAUUGACCAACAAGCAAGCUAAAUGGACCAUCCCAUGGUCUGCACAUUUCUGCUUUAGAUACUGGUGGAGGAAGUGCUAAACAAACCAGUAUCUUUGCCAUGAAACGAAGAAGCAAAAUGGUUUGUUGACUGGAGUUAAAAACUACGUUAAAAUAUCCUGCAAUAUGAAACCAAACCUUAAAUUAUUAGAUUUUCGUCGAUUACAAUGGUUUCAACAAACAAUGUGUUACAUUUCUAAAGUCUUGGCCAUGGCACAAUUGAGCUGAUCUAUCCCAGAUAUUCAUCGAUAUGGCGCGCUUUUUUGUUAUUUUUACCACUAGACUCUAGAAGAGAGCUACUGUUUGCACCUCAUCUUAUUUUACUGUGCGCCAGUCUUGAAUAAGAACACGCAAUGAAAUAAUCUAACGACAGCUAUGGCUGUAAAAUUCUGAAAUAUGUAACGCCUUUAGAUUUACGUGAAUGUAAGACAUUGUCCGCUGGGAGCAAUAGUAGGAAUGAGUUCCUGCUUCUAGUGCUAUAGUUCAUAAUUUCACGUAAACACUGCUCAGUUUGUCUUUAAAUUCCAAUUCAGAAAAUAGGCAGAAAAAAAUGGAAUUAUUCUCAUUUUCAGAAAAAUAUCAGCUUCCGAGCUUCUUGGCUUCAUAUUUUUCUUUGCGCCGGAUGAAUUCAACAAUUUAGAUACAAUUUAGAAUUAUCUUUAUUAUACUAAGACUACAAUUAAGCUAAUGUGUUUAUUGAAUCCCAAAAAAUUUUGAUACGUCGAAUGAUUCACGUCUAAUUCAAACGCGGUAUUCCUGUGGUAUGGGAUGAGUAACCCAAAUACGGUAGGAAUUCUGCGUAUGAAAAAAUGGACGUCUGCAAUAAUCAUUAACAAAAACUUACCUUCUGAUAUACCGUUGAUUGUUACAACACUAAGUGUCAGAAAUUUCAAAUAUAUUUGCCGUCAAGAGUUGGUUUGUGGCGCGUAUCAAACCACCAAUGAUAACUUCUUAUUGCCUAAAUAUUACACCAGAUAUAUUUCAAAUUUCUUUUGCUGUAGAAUAGAUUAUAAAAGCGUAUAAAAGUCUUUUGUCCCUACACCUUCCUAUAUUUGUUAAAUUUGAUAUUUAUUUUUCAUUGGAUUCUAAAAUCAUUUUUUAGAUGUUAAUAUUUUUUACUUCUCUUGCAAUGUGAAUUCUCUAGAAACGCCUGGCUUACCCAUAACGCACUGGGCGCUAGGUGUUAAUUAACCCAUAAUGCACUGGUGCCAUUCUACCCAUAGUGCGAUGAGCGCUUGGUAGACUGUUUCGCUAGCUGUUUUUUUUAGUCAAUCCUAUAAGAGUUAUCGGAGAGAUAUUAAGCGUUCUGCCUUUUUGGUCUUUUAAUAACGUUUUAUACUGAUUUUGAAUUUUUUAUUAAUAUUGAACAGACAUUGUUUUGAAGGUGUAAAAUCGUAUAUUAAACACUUUCGCUUCUAAGUAUAACAA
Molecule: messenger RNA, 7818 nt
Organism: Actinia tenebrosa (Australian red waratah sea anemone)
Lineage: Eukaryota; Metazoa; Cnidaria; Anthozoa; Actiniaria; Actiniidae
Product: sodium channel protein 1 brain
Biological process (GO): sodium ion transmembrane transport; neuronal action potential; membrane depolarization during action potential
Cellular component (GO): voltage-gated sodium channel complex; plasma membrane
Molecular function (GO): voltage-gated sodium channel activity
Source: RefSeq, a predicted model, not a curated record